Messenger RNA from Manduca sexta (tobacco hornworm), 513 nucleotides. RefSeq lists its product as uncharacterized. The record is from RefSeq and is a predicted model, not a curated record. The coding region runs from base 84 to 497 and encodes 137 amino acids. Lineage: Eukaryota; Metazoa; Arthropoda; Insecta; Lepidoptera; Sphingidae. The transcript has 3 exons.
AUGAUACAGAUAAAGAACCAGUCAGUCGUAGUUCAGACGGAAUGAAAUUUGCAACAAAAUGUGUUAGAAUCCAGUGAAUUAAAAUGAAACUAUUGAUUCUUAUGAUUCUGGUGGUGGUGGUUCAGGCAGAGGACGAUUAUGAAGAUGCGGUUCUGAACUAUUUGCUUUACGGUGACAGUUUGGAGGUACAACAGUCCGAUGAACUUGAAGACGGAGACGAACCAACGCUAUCAGGUGGUAUGUGGAAAUGUGGUAAAUGCACAGACAUAAACGACUCCAAACUGGUCUACAGCGAAGUGAAUGAUGUAGACGCUGACAUGGAAGCUGACAGUUCUGUGGACAUACAGCUGGGCUUCACGGUACAAGACAUGCGGUGUGUGACCGUCAAUGCUGACGAGGCGCACGUGGUGCGGCGCGUCUCCGGAUCCUGCAGCGGAGACACUGUCACCCUCAAUGUCGCACCCGCGCAUCACUUCGUCGUACGUGUUUAUUCUUAAUAAAAUUUAUUGAAAA